AUGUGGUUAUGCUUCCCACAAUCUACAUUGCUAGUUUUAAUAAUUUCAUUUUUCAGUUUCUAUCUAGCUAUUUCCCCUGGAAAUGCGCAAUCUUCCUGCAAUGGCCCAUGCAAAACCCUUGACGACUGCGCCGGCCAAUUAAUCUGCAUCAACGGGAAGUGCAGCGACGACCCAGACGUCGGAAGUCAUACCUGUGGCGGAGGAGGGAGUGGAGGAGGAGGAGGGGGAGGGCAAUGCAGUCCUUCCGGCACGCUUCACUGCGGUGGAAAAUCGUACCCUCAGUACACAUGCUCUCCGCCCAUCUCCUCCUCCACAGCGGCGAAACUCACCUGGAACGACUUCAGCGAGGGCGGCGAUGGCGGAGGUCCGGCGGAGUGCGACGAUCGGUACCACGACAACAGCGAGAGCGUAGUAGCGUUGUCGACAGGGUGGUACGCCGGCAGGUCGAGGUGCGGGAGGCAGAUACGCAUCGUGGCGCAAAACGGACGGAGCACGACGGCGAAGGUGGUGGACGAGAGCGACUCGAUGUACGGCUGCGAUAAGGAGCACGAGGGGCAGCCGCCCUGCGACAACAACAUCGUUGACGGCUCCGAUGCCGUUUGGAAGGCUCUGGGUCUCGAUGUUGACGUUGGCGUCGUACCCGUCACCUGGUCCAUGACAUGA
This is a messenger RNA of Salvia splendens (bonfire salvia), 663 nucleotides long. RefSeq names its product kiwellin-like. Bases 1 to 663 code for a protein of 220 amino acids. The record is from RefSeq and is a predicted model, not a curated record. Lineage: Eukaryota; Viridiplantae; Streptophyta; Magnoliopsida; Lamiales; Lamiaceae. The transcript has 3 exons.